GCAGCUCACCAACAGGGAGCUCGCUACCAGAGAGCUCAUAUCACCAUUCAGUGAGGUAAAAGACACAUAAACGACGAGUAUCCAGCCGCCGCCAAUAUGCGACACCGUGUGCAAAAGCAUGCCAAAAUGCGACACCUCGCCCAGGAGAAGCCCAAGAAGCGAGGCCGUGUCAAGAAACAGCCGAGGGAUAAGGCGAUCGUCUUCGAGAAGGAGUACGAGAUGCAAAAUCGAGCUCAAGAACGGGACGAUAUGCGAAGCCGUGUCAAGCAAGAGCUAAGGGAUACAGCCAUGGAUCUUGAGGAGAAGUUUGAGAUGCGAGACCCUGCUCAAGGAGCGACUGAGCUGCGAGGCCUUGUCGAGCAAGAGCCAAGGGACACGGCGAAGUCCUCCACCGCACCCAACCCACGAAUCCAACAACUGAGGGAGAUGCGACGGGAGCUUGUGAAGAAGAUCGGUCGAAGCUAUUGGGAGAGGCAAUGUGCGGAGACUGCUGAAGCUCGCGGACAGAUCUCGAGUGUUGAGAGAGAGAGGAUUGUCGAUGCCGCGAUGGAAAAGGCCAAGGAAUGGCUGAGCGAGAUCCAUGCUACGAGGGCGGAGUGGAAUGCUCUGAAGGCCGAGAAGAAAGUUAUAGGUUCAAGAAGAAUGCUAUGAGGGCCGAAAAGAUGUAGGCGAGUCAUAGAGGCGAUAUGAUGUAGUUGGGCUUUGAUACCGUCCCUACAGCAUACCGUUGACGAAGAUGGAACAACCUAGUAUGCCUCAUCAUAGAUCCGUCUAGAAACACUUUUCUGCCGCUGCUUGUGGCGCCUCAUACUGGUUUCAGGAUUUGGAGUCAGAGGCAAGGUCAGCAUUUUGACCACCUCCGACAGUGUUAGAGGGGU
Mytilinidion resinicola is the source of this 878-nucleotide messenger RNA. RefSeq lists its product as uncharacterized. The coding region runs from base 97 to 651 and encodes 184 amino acids. NCBI's taxonomy places the organism in Eukaryota, Fungi, Ascomycota, Dothideomycetes, Mytilinidiales, Mytilinidiaceae. The transcript is spliced from 2 exons. The record is from RefSeq and is a predicted model, not a curated record.